Molecule: messenger RNA, 6218 nt
Organism: Colossoma macropomum (tambaqui)
Lineage: Eukaryota; Metazoa; Chordata; Actinopteri; Characiformes; Serrasalmidae
Gene: b4galnt4a
Product: beta-1,4-N-acetyl-galactosaminyl transferase 4a
Exons: 20
Coding region: 823-4374 (1183 amino acids)
Cellular component (GO): Golgi cisterna membrane
Molecular function (GO): acetylgalactosaminyltransferase activity
Source: RefSeq, a predicted model, not a curated record
UGGUUCUAUGUGUAAAAGUAGCCUGCAUUAGUGUGCCCUGGGUGAUUCCCACGUUCAGAUAAGAAGCAUUCAGACAUUUCAUCUCAGACGCUUCAAACAGGCUGAAAUAUAUUUCAGAUACGGAGCCAGUUAGUCAGUUGAUUGAGCCAUUUUGCCUGAUUGGUUAGUUUUGAUAGUCUAGUCUGUUUUAGUUCGUGCUGUUCGGGGGAACAUGAGCCUCAGAUGUAACCAGCCGCGGACGUACAGAAGCGUUAAAGCGCCAUGUAGCCUGCUAGAGAGCUGAAAGUUAAACGGAAAAGGCGCUGAGAGAAGUUAAAGGUGCGCGCCGUCGCUGGAACGCAGUAAACCCGCAGGAGGGAGGAGGGAGAGGAGGAGGAGAAGGAGGUGGGGGAUGAUCCCUGGCGGAGCGGUUGGCAGAGUAAUCGGCCACACUGAGAGCGGAUUUGGCCAGAUUAGCCACGGACUGCUGUUCUGUUCGCCUUCACGCGGCCGGUGAGGUGGAGGAGCGCGCGCAGCUCCGCUCUGCUUGCGCUUUUACGCACACUGCGCACUCGGGGGCGCGCUGAAGUGCGCGAACCUGGACACUUCGCGCGGUGAUCUGGGUCUCCAGCGCGGACUGAUCAAGCCCUAAAAUGUCUCUGAGCGCUGAGAGGGAUCCCCUUGGUAGCAGCGCGCGCCUGUAGUAACAAAGCGCCAACUAACUGUGGACCUGUGACCUGUUGAGUCGAGGCGAUCCUCAGUGGGCGAGGAUGCUGUUUUACAGACCAGCCGGGCUUUGUGAGUAGGAGCCCUCGGUGAGCCCCCCACUGGCCCUCUGUGAGGAUGCUGCGCUUCCCGCUGAAGAAAAUCAGGAAGCAGUUCAAGCUGCUGCUGCUGCUGGUGCUGCUCACCUUCGCCGUGUGGUUCACGUACCUGCACAUCAACCAGGGCAAAGCCAUCAAACUCCACUUUAACUACGGCAAAGAUGGAGAGAGGCAGACGGAGGGGACUGACGCCAGUCGUAAGAGAGACCCACGCUCCUCAGAUGGCCAUCGCAAGAGUGAGGAUACCAGCGACAGCCACGAGGAAGACGCAGCGGAGGAUGAGUUUCACGCUGAUGGCGCUAAUGGCAGAGAUCAGUCCGAGAUCCGGAAGUUUCUCUCUCAGAAGCACAAGAAGUUGCCAUGGAAACCUGAGUUUAAAGGUCAGGCUAACCUCCAUGUUUUUGAAGACUGGUGUGGCUCCUCUGUCUCUCAGCUCAGAAAGAAUCUUCAUUUUCCUCUGUUCCCUCAUACAAGAACUAUAGUGAAGAAACUUGCUGUUGCUCCAAAAUGGAAAAACUAUGGCUUGAGAAUCUUUGGCUACAUUCAUCCGUACAAAGACGGAGACUUUCAGUUUGCGGUGGCCUCUGAUGAUAACUCUGAAUUCUGGCUGAGUUCAGACGAAAGCCCGCUGAACGCCAGGCUGCUGGUCUAUGUGGGGCAGCUGGGGUCAGAGUGGACAGCACCAGGAGAGUUCACCAAGUUCAGGUCUCAGGCUUCCAAGUCUGUUCAUCUUAUCGCCUCCAGAAGAUACUACUUCGAGAUUCUGCAUAAGCAGGAUGACAAGGGCUCAGAUCAUGUGGAGGUUGGGUGGCGCCCUUUUCUCCCAGGCCUGAAAUAUGAGGUCAUCGAUUCUGCCUACAUCUCUCUGUACACAGAUGAGAGCAGUUUGAAGAUGAACAGUGUGGAUCACAUCCCUCAGACUCUGGCCAGCCACAGUCGAGUCCCUGGGGAGGCUGAGACCAGCAGCCGGCACGGCGCCGACAUGCUGAAACCGGACCCCCGCGACACCUUCUUUAAGACACCCAUGAUUGACCCGUCUCGGCUGGAGAAUGUGCUGCCCUCCUGUCUGUACUCACCCACUUAUGUAGUUAAAGACUUCCCCAUCGCCCGCUACCAGGGCCUGCAGUUUGUCUAUUUAUCCUUCGUCUAUCCUAAUGACUUCACCCGGCUCACCCACAUGGAGCGAGAGAAUAAGUGUUUCUACCGGGAAUCACCCAUUUAUUUAGAAAAGUUUGGCUUCUACAAAUACAUGAAAAUGGAUGAGGAGGAGGAUGAUCGGCCAUUCUUCUUCCCCAACCCUGAUGAUUUUCUUGAAGAGGAGGAGGGAGUGGAUCCUGAGGAUGAAGCAGAGAUUGUUGGCACUCCUUCAUCAAAGAGGACCACCCGCCCCAGCCAAUCCAGUCACACCUCUAGCCCCUUCCAUAAAGUAGGAUCCAUGUCAACAGGGGAGGCAGAACUAAAGAGCCCAAUGCUGAGGAGAGAACAAAGGCAUUUCUUACACAGGGAGGACCCAGUGGAUGAGGAUAGGAGGAAAGGGGCAGGGCUAGAGGAACCUGAUGGCAUAGAUGAAGGUGCAGAACCAGAGGACCCUCAGAAUGAGAAUGUGGUACAUGGUCGCUCUCUCUCUUGGAUCCGGAAAGAUCCAGAGGAACCGAGGAGAAAGAGCCGGUCUGAUGAUCGCUCCCCAAAGCUCAGCAGAUCGACCCUGCUGUUCCCUCAGAAAUCCUCCCUUGUGGCUCUAACCAGUCGAGCCAAGCAGAUCCUGACCAACUCUGCCCAUGCCGGGCGUUCCGUCAGUGAUCGCGGUCGUAAUGAUGGCCAUGGCAACACUCACCCUAGCAACAACAAGGACCACAAGAAGGAGGACAAUAAAAUCUAUAUCACCAGGCCCCGUUCAGGCAAGGAUAAGAAAGGCCCUGUCUCACGGCAUCCCCGAGAGGUCUUCCCUGGGGUCUUUCUCUAUCAAAAUGGAAAGACCACCAAGCUGGUCAACCUGAGCUCCAAGCACAAGGCGAGUAAAGGAGUUCUAGGUGCUUCUCAGCUCCUAGCAAGGUCUUCUCUCAGAGAAAACAGGGUUUUCCCUUCAAGCUCAAACUCCAGCAGACAGGGUGCAGUUCACCAGGCCUCCAGCAGGGCGGCACUCCUGAGCCACACCGAGAAGAGCAAAUGGUCAGCACCAAAUGAUCCCCGUCUUCCCACUAGGGGGAGCACUACUGCCAGACCGCCUCCUGCUCCUACCCCUCCCUCUUUUAACUCCUCUGAGAACGCUCUGCCCACUGAGCCUCCACGGAUCACCUCCUACCUCCGCACCUCCGAGAUCACAGAGUCCCAGCCUCAGCCAGUGGAGGCAGAGCCUGAACCAGAGGAGGAGGAGGGCGGCCUAUCAGAAUACAGCUAUGAGGAGGUGGAGCCUCGCCCUGGCUGGGCAGAAGAGGCCAUCAACUGGCAGAGGACAUUUUCUGUCAACAGUAUGGACUUCGAAUCACUACGCUCUGACUGGAAUGAUUUGAGGUGUAACGUUUCAGGCAACCUGCAGCUGCCCGAGAGUGAGGUGGUGGACGUGUUAGCUCAGUACAUGGAAAAACUCAACGAGCGCAAUGGAGGUAUCUACACUCUGCUGCGGAUCAUAAACGUGGAGAAGAGGCGUGACUCAGCGCGUGGGAACCGUUACCUGAUUGAGCUGGAGCUGAUGGAGCGUGGGCGGAGUGUGGUGCGACUGUCUGAGUAUGUCUACCUCUUACUGCACCGUGGCCGGCUGGAAGACAGCCUGGAGACCAGCGACGGAGUGACCGCUUCUCCUCCUUCAGCACCCCAAACACCCUCUGCUCCAUCCUCCACUCAGCCCCGUGCCACUCCACAGUGGGGCACUGUCUAUGCCAAGCCUCUGCUCUGCCAGCCCGUCAUGCUGCAGUGGAAACAUGAUGUCAUGGUGCACUUCGUGGUGCCUGUGAAGAACCAGGCUCGCUGGGUUCAGCAGUUCAUCAGUGAUAUGGAGCUCCUGCACCGUGAGACCAAAGACGACAACUUCAACAUCAUCAUCGUGGACUUCCAGAGCGACGACAUGGACAUAGAGCAAGCUCUGAGAGAGAGCUCUGUACCCAGGUAUGACUAUCUCAGGAGGGAGGGCAACUUUGAACGUUCCGCUGGUCUGCAAAUUGGAGUGGACACUAUUGAGGACAGUCACAGUAUCGUGUUCCUGUGUGACCUGCACAUUCACUUUCCCCUGAACAUCCUGGAGAGCAUCAGGAAGCACUGUGUGGAGGGCAGACUGGCCUUCGCUCCCAUCGUCAUGAGACUGGGCUGUGGGAGCUCCCCGCAAGAGCCAGAUGGCUACUGGGAGGUGAACGGCUUUGGCCUCUUUGGAAUCUUUAAGUCUGACUUUGAUAAAAUCGGUGGCAUGAACACAGAGGAGUUUAAAGACCGGUGGGGAGGAGAGGACUGGGAGCUGCUGGACAGGGUGUUGCAGAACGGUCUGGAGGUGGAGAGGCUGAGAUUGCGGAACUUCUUCCACUACUACCACUCCAAACGGGGGAUGUGGAACUCACAGACAAAAAAGAGCCCAAAGGGCUAGAGCUCAGCCUACAAGGAGAAAGAGAGAGACUUCAGAUGGACUUGUGGGCUCCCUUCAUCAGCCUCCUGCCCCUGUGUCUCUCAAGACUCUUAUGAACCAUGCAGGAGGGACACAGUGCUGGCCUGGCUAGCUUUGUGCCCACGCGUCAAGCCAACAACACUCACAGGAGUAAAAGAAACUCUUUUCCCAUGUAGUGAGUGUGUGUGUGUGUCUGUGUGUGUGUGUGUGUGUGUGUGAUAGAGAGAGAGAGAGAGAGAGAGAGAGAGAGAGAGAGAUUCUCUGUUUGUUAGGAGAGGAUUUCUUUUUUAUACUUGAGAUAACCAAGCCUGGAGAUUUAUACUGAAACGGGCUGCAGUGACAGUUCAGUCUGUCUGUGUUAGUGUCAGGGCGCUGGCACAGAGAAACAAGUAAUGUGUUCAGUUUACUUAGUUCAGAUGUUUACAUCAUUUACACAUGAAUGAAAUAUAACACAGUGUUGUCCUUCAGUUCACACACAUUUGGCAAUAGUUGUGUGGCUGCAGUGUAUCUUAUUCAUGUGGAAAUGAGGUUCUCAUUUACAGAAGUAAAUUCAGUGCAUCACUUUUUUUUAGUGCAGAGCUUAAAGAUGUCAAAUGAAAAUUACAAAAGGGAUAUUAUAAUGAGUUGCUUAAUGUGUGCCUCAUAAUGAUGUUAAUAUGAAGGUAACUGUUUAGAAGCUUAGCUGUUUGGGUAUGUCAGUAUGUAGGUACGUCCUCCGUGGGUGUAAGAGGUUUUUUUUGUAAUAUUAUUACAGCACUGAUUCCUGUUGAAGUGCAAGCAGGUAACUGUAUGUAUUCCUUGAUUCGUAUAAUCUGUCCUGUUUCUUGCCAUCUCCAGCAGAGGGCGACUAAAGCUGAUGAAAAUGCACUAGUGUUGGUGGCAACCUGCUUUUUCUCCCCUGUAUACACUGAACAGCCUGCUGGUUUUUCAUUAGAGAUCCUGCUGAUAGUCAAACUGCUGACCCUCAUGCUCCUGGACACAGUUGGAGAUGGGAACUGCUGAGAAACAGAUGGAGCUUUUCUCUUCUGUUUGUCUGUCUAUAUAUUUGUUUUGUUGUACGUACUUCAGGCUACUUAUUAGGGGUGGGCGAUAUGUCAACAUAAUAUAAUUAUCAUGGUAAAUCAUGUCACUGUAAGAAUUUGUGGGCUUUGACAACAAUAACCCACUGCAUGUUUCACUGAAAAUAGGUUCAGGAGAGGCUCCAAAGUGGUAUAGCUGUCUGAAGUUUUGCUCUAUUAUGGGAAGAUCGUGAGUUUGAAUCUCAAAAAUGUCGAGAGCCCAAAAUAUAACCGACUGUGCUUAAUUGGGUUGUGUUUGAAUGGUUGUUCUGCGCAGUAUAUUGUGUCCAGAAAUAUCCAGAUAUCCCUUCUAAUUGGUGAUUUUAGCUACUUUAAGGUGCACUCAUUGCUGACCCAAUUGGGCACACAUGGCUUGUACCAUUUCCAUAGAAAAGCAUUGCCAAUAAAUUGGGAUGCUCUGGAGCAGCCACAAAUGACCCUAAGGUCACCAUGCUCAAUGGCAAGCAUCAGCUAGAAGGGUAAACAGUGCCCCCAGUAUUGGGCUGUAGAGCAGUGGGACUGCAUUCUCUAUAGCCCCUGUAUCAAACACAAGGCCUGCAGGCUGUGACACAGUCCUAUUUGGCCUACAAAAUUAUUUCAAUCUUCUAUUCUUAUUAGCCCGUUUCACCCUGAGCUGCACUACAGUCCCCAGCAUGCACUGCAACAUAGUGUGUGCUCUGACCCCCUUCCCCCAACAACAAUCUAUGGGCCAGUGGUUACACGAAAAGAAAAGAUGUCUCAUGUCUAGUUUAAGCAAAUAGACAGUUU